AUGGCAUUUGCUGAACUCUUGGACCGAGUGGGCGGCCAGGGCAGGUUCCAGGUCCUCCAGACGGUGGCCCUAAUGGUCCCCAUCAUGUGGGUCACCAUGCACGGCAUGCUGGAGAAUUUCUCAAGUGCCGUGCCCGACCACCGCUGCUGGGUGCCCCUCCUGGACAACAGCACAGCCCAGGCCAGCGUCCCUGGAGCCCUGGGCCCCGAGGCCCUGCUCACCGUCUCCAUCCCCCCAGGCCCCCACCAGGGGCUCCACUCAUGUCGUCGCUUCCGCCACCCGCAGUGGCAUCUCCUGGACCUCAAUGCCACCGCCACCAACUGGAGCGAGGCCGACACAGAGCCAUGCGUGGACGGCUGGGUCUACGACCACACCACCUUCACCUCCACCAUCGUGACACAGUGGGACCUGGUAUGUGACUCCCAGGCCCUGAAGCCCAUAGCCCAGUCCAUCUACCUGGCUGGGAUCCUGGUGGGAGCUGCUGUGUGUGGCCACACCUCAGACAGGUUCGGGCGCAAGCUGUUGCUGACCUGGAGCUACCUUCAGUUGGCCCUGGCGGGCACCGCGGCCGCCUUCGCCCCCACCUUUGCUGUGUACUGCCUGCUCCGCUUCCUGGUGGCCUUUGCCGUGGCAGGCAUCAUGAUGAACACAAGCACUCUCUUGAUAGAGUGGACAUCAGCACCAGCCCGGCCCUUGGCAAUGACCCUGAAUGCCCUGGGCUUCAGCCUGGGUCAGUGUUUGAUGGCCGCUGUGGCCUACGGUGUGCGCAACUGGGCCAUGCUGCAGCUGGUGGUCUCCACGCCUUUCUUUCUCAGUUUCCUGUACUCCUGGUGGGUGUGUCUCGCCGAGUCUGCACGCUGGCUGCUCAUCACUGGCAAGGUGACCCGGGGCCUUCGUGAGCUGCAGAGAGUGGCCAACAUCAAUGGGAAGAAGGCCGCGGCGGAGGCACUGACCAUUGAGGGCUUACUUUCAGCCAUGCAGGAAGAGCAGAGAGCAGGCCAGGCUCCAGUCAGCAUGGUGGCCCUGUUCCGCACCCCCGGCCUCCGUCAGCGGACAUGCAUCUCCAUCUUGUGCUGGUUUGCUUUUGGCUUCACCUUCUUCGGCCUGGCCCUGGACCUGCAGGCCCUGGGCAGCAACAUCUUCCUGCUCCAGGUGUUCAUUGGGGUGGGUGACAUCCCGGCCAAGUUAGGCACCUUGCUGCUGCUGAACCGCCUGGGCCGUCGCCCCACACAGGUCAUGUCCCUGGUGCUGUCUGGGCUCUGCAUUCUGGCCAACACGCUGGUGCCCCACGAGAUGGAGGCCCUGCGUUCAGCCCUGGCCGUGCUGGGCCUCAGCGGGGUGGGGGCCGUCUUCACCUGCGUCACCAUCUACACGGGCGAGCUCUUCCCCACCGUGCUCAGGAUGACCGCAGUGGGCCUGAGCCAGAUGGCGGCCCGUUCGGGAGCUAUCCUGGGGCCCCUGAUCCGCCUGCUGGGUAUGUACGGGUCCUCGCUGCCACUGCUGGUAUACGGGACAGUGCCUGUGCUGACUGGCCUGGCUGCGAUGCUGCUGCCCGAGACCCAGAACAUGCCGCUGCCCGACACCAUCCAGGAUGUGCAGACCCAGUGA
Molecule: messenger RNA, 1608 nt
Organism: Elephantulus edwardii (Cape elephant shrew)
Lineage: Eukaryota; Metazoa; Chordata; Mammalia; Macroscelidea; Macroscelididae
Gene: SLC22A12
Product: solute carrier family 22 (organic anion/urate transporter), member 12
Exons: 9
Coding region: 1-1608 (535 amino acids)
Biological process (GO): transmembrane transport
Molecular function (GO): transmembrane transporter activity
Source: RefSeq, a predicted model, not a curated record